AUACCAGAGAAAAUGGGUUCCCUACCUCAUGUCAUCGAGGACUUCAUGGGAGUUCUCCAAGUCCUAAGCGACGGCACCGUUUUAAGAUCCAAAACCAUCAACUUCAACAUCCCAAUCAUCAAUGACGACUCUGUCCUCUUCAAAGAUAUUCUUUUCGACAAAACCUAUAAUCUCCAUCUCCGAAUCUACAAACCCACUUCCCCACCUUCGUCCCGCAAGCUUCCCAUCAUCUUUUUCUUCCAUGGCGGCGGCUUUUGUCUCGGCUCUCGCGCGUGGCCCAAUUGCCACAACUGCUGUCUCCGGCUAGCCUCAGGACUAAACGCCGUCGUUUUCUCGCCCGACUACAGGUUGGCGCCGGAGCACCGGCUUCCGGCAGCCAUCGACGACGCGGAGACGGCGUUGAAGUGGGUUCAAACUCAAGCUUUAUUAAGCGAGGAUGAAAGCGAGGGCGAUGCAUGGGUCAACGCUCGUGGGGUUGACUUUGACCAGGUGUUUGUAUUAGGAGAUUCUUCCGGGGGCAAUAUUGCGCACCAUCUGGCGGUCCGGCUCGGUGCGGAGUCAACCGGAAUUAGGCCGGUUCGUGUACGAGGUUAUAUAUUGAUGGCGCCAUUUUUCGGUGGGGUGGUCAGGACCAAGUCCGAGGAAGGUCCUAGUGAGGCUCUGUUGAACUUGGAGAUACUUGAUAGGUUUUGGAGGCUGUCAAUGCCGGUUGGGGAAACAAGAGAUCAUCCAUUGGCGAACCCAUUUGGUGAAUUGAGUCCGAGGCUUGAAGAAAUUAGGCUUGACCCAGUCUUUGUAAUUGUGGGGGGAGCUGAAUUAUUGAAAGACAGAGCAAAGGAUUAUGCAGAAAGAUUAAGAGAAAUGGGGAAGAAAAUUGAUUACUUAGAAUUUGAGGGAAGGGAACAUGGAUUCUUCACAGAUGAUCCUUACUCACAAAUUGCCAACCAAACUCUUCAUCACAUCAAAACAUUCAUCUUAGCCAACUCCACUUGAUACA
Molecule: messenger RNA, 997 nt
Organism: Carica papaya (papaya)
Lineage: Eukaryota; Viridiplantae; Streptophyta; Magnoliopsida; Brassicales; Caricaceae
Product: alpha/beta-Hydrolases superfamily protein
Molecular function (GO): hydrolase activity
Source: RefSeq, a predicted model, not a curated record